AUGCACACGACCCGGGCCAUGCGGCGGCUCAAGCCGGACCCAGUGCCCGACGAACUGGUCCACCGGAUCCUGGAGGCCGGGCAGUGGGCCGCCAAUGGCGGAGCCAACCAGCGGUGGCGGUUCAUGGUGGUGAAGGACCGCAGCAUCAAGGAGCAGGUGCAGAAGUGGUACCAAAAGGCGUUUGACGAGGUGGUGGGGCCGCGCUACCUGGGCAGCGAGCCGCCUCCCGGUUCCAGCCCCAGCCGGUAUCGCCGGCAGCACGGCGCGGUGGAGUACCUGACCGCGCACUACCACGAGGCUCCGAUCUGGAUCGUGGCCUGCCAGGACGACGGGCAAGAGCCGCCGACACGAUCAGCCGGGGCGUCGAUCUAUCCGGCGGUCCAGAACAUGCUGCUGGCCGCGCGCGCCCUGGGGCUCGGCGCGACGCUCACCAGCCGGCACCUGCGCCACGAGAAAGAGGUCGAGGAUAUCCUGGGCCUGCCGCCGGGCGUGCACUCCUAUGCCAUCCUGCCCAUCGGCUACCCCAUGGGCAACUUCGGGCCGGUGCGCCGGGGCCCGCUGUCGGACGUGGUGUAUCUGGACAAGUGGGGCGAGCAGUACCUGGACGAGUAG
Messenger RNA from Geodia barretti, 612 nucleotides. NCBI's taxonomy places the organism in Eukaryota, Metazoa, Porifera, Demospongiae, Tetractinellida, Geodiidae. The record is from the annotation of a GenBank genome assembly.